AUGGAUGACUGUGGAAUCGCCGACCAAAGUUACCUGUCCACUCCCACCCACCUGUUCCCCACCCACCCUGUUCCCCAGUCCACCCCACUCCCUGUUCCACCCCAGUUCCCCAGUUCCCCCACCACCCUGUUCCUGUUCCCACCUGUUCCCUGUUCCAGCCCCACCAGCCUCUGUUCCACCCUGUUCCACCUCACCCCACCUGUUCCCACCCCAGUUCAGCCCACCUGUUCCCACCCCACCCCACUCUGUUCCUGUUCCCAGUUCCCCACCUGUCUCACCCCCUGUGCUCCCAGCCCCAGCCCCCUGUUCCCUGUCCACCCUCUGUUCCCACCCCUCCACCCCACCCCACCCCAGUUCACCCCACUGUUCCUCCCACCCUGUUCCCACCUACUCCACCCCACCUGUUCCCCAGCCCACCCCCCACUCCAGCCUCCAUCUGUUCCACCACCCCUGUUCCCAGCCCUGUUCCACCCUGUCCCACCUGUUCCACCUGCCCCCACCUCUCCUGCCACCCAAAUCUGUCUGUCCUGUCUGUUCCUGUUCAGCCCUGUUCCACCACCCACCACCCCACCCCCACCCCUGUUCACCCCACCUGGCCUCACCCCACCUGUCCCACCCCUGUUCCCAGCCCCAGCUCCAGCCCACCUCACUCCUGUUCAGCCUGACCUGCCCCUGUUCAGCCCCAGCUGUUCUGCCCCACCCCACCAGCCCCCUGUUCUGCCCUGUUCCACCCUCCUGUUCCCCUGUUCCACCCACCAGCCCCACUCCCACCCCACUCCCACCUCACCACCACCCCCACCUGUUCCCACUGUUCCUGUUCCCCUGUUCCCCACCCUGUUCCUGUUCCACCCACCUCACCAGCCCUGUUCACCCUGUUCCCACUCCCAGCCCUGUCUGUUCAGCCCAGUUCCCCACCCCUGUUCCCACCCCACCUGUUCCACCCCACCACCUGUCUGUUCCCCACCCCCACCUGUUCCUGUUCCCCCACCAGCUCCCAGCCCCACCUCAGCUCCCCCAGCCCUGUUCACCCCUGUUCCACCUGUUCACCUGUUCCCAGCCCUGUUCCAGCCUGUUCACCCACCCCACCCCAGCCCCUGUUCCACCUGUUCCACCCCUGUUCCCCAGCUCCUGUUCCACCACCCACCCCUGUUCUGUUCCCCACCUCAGCCCCAGCCUCACCCCAGUUCCCACCUGUUCCACCCCUGUUCCCCAGCUCCUGUUCCACCAGCCCCCACCUCUGUUCCACUGCCCCACCCAGCCCUGUUCCCCCCUGUUCCUCCAGUCUCCCCACCCCUGUUCCCAGCUCCCUGUUCCACUCCCACCUCAGCCCCCUGCUCCACCCCACCACCCCAGCCCACCUCUCCCAGCCUCCCACCCCAGCUGUGCCCUGCUCCCACUCCAGCCUGUUCCCAGCCCCCAGCUCCUCACCUGUUCCUGUUCUGUUCCCACCCACCACCUGUUCCUGUUCCACCUCCACCUGUUCCUGUUCCACCUGUUCCCCAGCUCCCUGUUCCCACCCUGUUCCAGCCCCCACCUCAGCUCCCUGAAAUUCAGCCCCCACUCCUGUUCCCAGCUCCCAGCUCCCACCCACCCCUGUUCUGUUCCCACCUGUUCACCUGUUCCCCACUCCUGUUCCCAGCCCCUGUUCCAGCUCCUCCCCAGCCUCCAGCCCCACCCCUCUGGCCUGUUCCACAGCUCCCACCCCUGUUCAGCCCCACCUCAGCCUCACUCCCACUCAGCCCUGUUCAGCCCCCAGCCCACCCCACCAGCCCCCACCCAGCUCCUGUACCCCAGCUCACCCCAGCCCCACCUGUUCCACUCCCCAGCCUCCACCCCAGCCUCACCCCAGCCCUGUUCUGUUCAGCCCCACCCCAGCCCCAGCCUCCCCUCACCCCUGCUCAGCCCCACCAGCCUCCCCACUCCAGCCUGUUCACCUCACUCCAGCCUCAGCCUCAGCCUCAGCCUCACCCCAGCCUCACUUCAGCCUCCACCAGCACCAGCCAGCUUAGCCUUAGCUUACUAGCUUUAGCUUAG
Armigeres subalbatus is the source of this 2034-nucleotide messenger RNA. RefSeq lists its product as uncharacterized. The record is from RefSeq and is a predicted model, not a curated record. The transcript has 4 exons. NCBI's taxonomy places the organism in Eukaryota, Metazoa, Arthropoda, Insecta, Diptera, Culicidae. The coding region runs from base 1 to 2034 and encodes 677 amino acids.